UUCGGUAGAUAUGGAUCUAAUAGCAAAAUAUCUCAAAGAGGAUUAUUUGACUUGCCCAAUAUGCUAUGAGGUGUUUAAGGAACCAAAAGCUUUAUCAUGUCUUCACAAUUUUUGUGAAGCUUGUUUAGAAACCUUAUUAGAUAAAUCUUCAGAGAAUAAAGAAUUGAACUGUCCAAUUUGUCGAGAAAACACGCCUUUGACGGAGCAAAAGGUCUCAGGUUUGAAAACAAAUUUCAUAUUCAAGGAUAUAAUCCAAAAACUAUCCGGCUGCACAGAAUCGUCUUCCAGAAGAUUGUGUUCCUUUUGCAUUCUCGGAUGUAAAGAGGUAGAAGCUACUCACAAAUGUUUAACAUGUAUGGACUUGCUCUGUAAGUUUUGUACAAACAAAAGGCACACAUUUACAAGACAAACGGCAGAACAUAAAGUCGUUCCUCUCAAUGACUAUUUUGCAGGAAAGUACAAAGGCCAUAAAAAUACAGACACACCUUGUGAAGAGCAUCGAGAAAAACUGCGAUUUUAUUGUCAGGAGUGUUCACUUCCUAUUUGUGGAGAGUGCGCGCUUGGAAAACAUAGAUUUCAUGAGUACGUUUCAUUGUCCGAGGCUAAAGAUAUUUUCUUAAAGGAUAUCGACGGAGUUCUGCAGAGUUCUAAAUCGAAAAUAGAAACGACGAAAGAGAUACAAAAAAAAUUGGUUUCCAAAUGUGAUAAACUAAAUGUUCACGGAUGUUCUUUGAGGAAAAUGAUAAAUCAAGCUUAUGAAGAAACAGUGCGCAAGUUAGACUUAAAUCGUAAGAUAGUUGAAGAAGAAAUCAGAAAAUACAUACAUCAGGAAAGGGAAACCAUUGAAAGUCUCUUGCAAGAGAACUUAAGGUGCGAAGAAGGCCUUACACAAGCAAUUUCAUUCUGUGAAAAUACGAUUUCAAAUGGAAGUGACUUAGAGGUUGUCCUCUUUCGAGAGGAAAUGAAAUCACAUUUACAGAAGUAUCAAAACCUCCAGGAAAAGGGUUCCCUACAAAGUGUACCUCAUCAGAGUUUGAAAAUCAAAGUUCAGGAAGAAAUUAACGUUUUCGAGUUGGAAAGAACCUUUGUCGACAAAGAAACACUAGACAACGAAUAUGACAUACCCAUUGAUAGCAUUGGAUUGGCGACCUCGAUCAAAAGCAAAACAGAGUACAAGAUCGAUGAGGAUAAGUGGGAGGCAAAAGAUACCGAAAGGAAUAAAACUGAAACAUCUUAUUUUUCAAUACCAGUUCAAAUGCCUAAAUUUUUGAAAACUUACAAUCUAUCUAAAGUAAAAAACUUUAGGGCCAAGAUUUACACGUGUGUUGUAUGGAUUGACGAAAUUUCAUUUGUACUUGUAGACGAAAACAACCAUGAAGUGGUCAUUGUUAAAACUGAAGGAGAAAAAGUAGAAUUUAAACGUCACAAAGUAAAAAAUCUAGUUACUGUUGCAAAGUUCGAUAGGUAUCUGGCCUGUAAAACUCAGUACGGGGAUGUUAUUAUUUACUCUUACCCUGAUAUGAAGUUUGAAAGAAAGUUUAACAGAGCCUAUGCUGUCGCGUCUUCGUCAUCGGAGUUAAUAUGGGUGACAAAAGAAAAGAUUAUGAUAUUUAAGACUGAUUCUCUUAUAGAAAAGAAAGUAUUAGAUGAGGAAGGGAAACCAUUCAACUUUCUGAGACCAUUCCACGCGUGUUACCUGCCCAAUAAGUCGUUAGCCGUCAUAGAUAGAAAUGAGGAAUGUCUGUUCUUCCUUGAUAGUAAUUGUCAAAUAUUCAAUAGGUAUGCCUGCGCUGGAAUUUGUGGGCUUUGUUGUGACGACCAAAAUUGUGUAUACACAACCUGCUUUGGUGGAAAACAUAUUUCUGUCAUGAAUAAAGAUGGGAAACUUUUAAGAAGAAUUUCGCUCGAAUGUAUUCUUUGGAAACCCAGAUGUUUAUCUGUUCUGAAUGAGAACCGUGUACUUGUUACUAACAAAGAUACAGUUGUUCUUAUUUCUCUUGAACAGUCCAUUAACGUUGUUAAGGCAACAAAUUAAAUUACUAAAUGUACGUUUGUUGAACAAAUUUAACAAUAAUGAAGAAU
Saccostrea echinata is the source of this 2082-nucleotide messenger RNA. RefSeq names its product protein PML-like. Gene Ontology annotation, biological process: positive regulation of DNA-templated transcription. Lineage: Eukaryota; Metazoa; Mollusca; Bivalvia; Ostreida; Ostreidae. The record is from RefSeq and is a predicted model, not a curated record. Bases 11 to 2035 code for a protein of 674 amino acids. Gene Ontology annotation, molecular function: zinc ion binding; ubiquitin-protein transferase activity. The transcript has a single exon. Gene Ontology annotation, cellular component: nucleoplasm; chromatin.